AGCAAAGCAGGACGGCAGAACACCACACCGGGAGACAAAGGAAGCGGCUCGCGCGCGGGCCUGUGCAGGCAGAGGACACGGCCCGCAAGCCCGCACCUGCCGCGCCUUGAAAUACAUCGCCUUUGGCGCCCAACGCAACCACCUCAACCAACAGCCUUCCUCCCCGGAGUCCCAAGAAACCAAGAACCCCGGCCCUCCUCUCCCCACCGCGCAGCAGCCCACCGCAUCCGCCCUCCGGCGCCGGCGACCGAUGGACCGCUUCCAGGACGGGCACCACGUGCGGCUGCGGAGCCGCGUGCAGGACACCUACCUCCACGCCGCCGACGACGGGGAGAGCGUCACCCUCAGCCAGCUCCGCGCCUCCAUGAACGCGGCGUGGGCGGUGCACAUCUACAACGGAGAAGACGGCGAUGGCUCCGGCGAAAUCUCCGGCUUCGUCUCCCGCGCCGGCUCCCGCGCCAGCUCCGGCGUCGUCUCCGUCUCCGGCUCCGGAGACGGCGACGGCGACGGCGACGGCGGAGACGGCGAUGGCUCCGACGACGGAGACGGCCCGUACCUGCUCCUCCACAGCGCCGCCUACGGCCGCUACCUUGCCGCCACGGACAGGCCGGCGCGGCCAGGGCACAACGGCCUCUGCACGGAGCUGCGCGACUACGAUCAGCCGGAGGUGGAGGCCAUCAAGUGGCGGGCUGUCGGGUCGGGCUUCGCGGACGACGUUGUCCUGCUCCGCCACGGCGACGGCCACUACCUCCGCGGCAACGGCAAGUACCUCCCCUGGAACUCCACCGGCGUCACCGUCGACGACAAGGCCAGCUCCAUGAUGUACUGGAUCGUCGAGCCCAUCCCCUUGAGAGAGGCUGGCAUGCCUGCCAUUCCUGCCCCGCUUCCGACUCGCCCAAGAUUCACGCCACGGGUGGCGGAACGGCAGAUCAGAGGCGUCGAGCCCAUCCCAGAAGAGGCGGGCAUGCCUGCCAAUCAUGGCCCGGCUCACCCAAGAUUCUCCGGCAUAUUCACUUCUCCCGGACGGCGCAUCCGGUUCGUGCGGGCGCUCGAGGACGGGUACUACCCCGAGGAGGUGAACAGCUGGCGCCAGUUCUGGUUCAGGGGGAGGUCCGCGUUCAGCCUGAGAGGCAACCUGGCGGACCUCGUCGUCGUGGACGGCCCGAACAUCGCCAUGUGCGUCCGAGCGGGCCGCCACGGGAGGCUCACCCCGCUCGUCGUCGACCUGCCCGACGGUGGCUAUGGCGGGACCCUCGAGAUCGUCGUCUUCCUGGCCGGGACCCUUGGCUACGAUGCGCUGGGAUACCCGGAUAUCGAUGCACAGUAAAGGAACAUCAGAGCGGGAGUCCCGACAGUUCACCUGUUCACAAGUUUCACUGCCUCGGAUAUGAUGGCGUCUACUUUUGCCUAUAGAUGGAUAGAUACAGAUUCAGAAAACUCAGCAGCUCUAGAAAUACUGAAAGUGUUUGCAACCAAUGGCUGAACAGUUUUGUAGUGAUGCUGGAAUGUAGUAGCCCUUCCGACA
This is a messenger RNA of Triticum aestivum (bread wheat), 1525 nucleotides long. RefSeq lists its product as uncharacterized. The transcript has 4 exons. Lineage: Eukaryota; Viridiplantae; Streptophyta; Magnoliopsida; Poales; Poaceae. The record is from RefSeq and is a predicted model, not a curated record. Bases 251 to 1327 code for a protein of 358 amino acids.